AUGAAUCUCUGUGAAAACAAAACAGUGACGGACUUCUACAUCUUGGGUUUCUCUACUUUCGAAACGGUAAAAAUCCCCCUAUUUCUUGGAAUUAUGAUAAUGUACUUGUUGACCAUCCUUGGCAACCUGGUGAUCACUACUCUUAUCUGUUUGGUGUCCAAGCUGCAUACUCCAAUGUAUUUCUUUUUAUGCAACCUUUCUUUUGUAGAUGUUAUGUACGUCUCAUCCACUCUUCCAAAACUACUGUCCAUCACAAUAACGCAGGAUAACAAAAUUUCCUUCGAUGGCUGUAUAGCUCAGCUGUUUUUCUUUACAUUCAGUGCUGUCUGUGAUAUUUUUGUAUUAACAUCCAUGGCUUUCGAUCGCUAUGUAGCAAUCUGUAAACCUUUGCAGUACACACUGAUCAUGAACAGAAGAGUGUGCAUCACAAUGUCAGCGUUUUGUUGGAUUGUGUCUGCUAUGAACUCGUUAUUGUUAACCUUGCUUACAGCCGUCCUGAAAUUUUGCAAUUCCAACAAAGUCAGCCAUUUCUUUUGCGAUCUCAAGACAAUGACUGGGCUUUCGUCAAGUUAUACUACAAGUAGGAAAACCUUCAUGUUGAUUGAAGACAUUAUUAUUGCCUUUGUGCCAUUCUCACUCACUAUAACAUCCUACGUACAAAUUAUCUCCACGAUUUUGAAGAUCCGUUCUCCUGAAACACGACUUAAGGCUUUUUCCAGUUGCACGUCUCACCUCACCACUGUUAUAUUAUUCUAUGGUCCGAUAUUAAUUGUGUAUAUGAAGCCUGAUUCGGAGCACUCUAAAGAACAAGAUAAUUUGAUUUCUUUACUGUAUGUGGCUGUGGUUCCGAUGUUAAAUCCAUUUGUCUAUAGUCUGAGGAACAAAGAUGUAUUGAAUGCUGUUCGAAAUGUAGUUUCAAGAAAGGAUUAA
Molecule: messenger RNA, 930 nt
Organism: Bufo bufo (common toad)
Lineage: Eukaryota; Metazoa; Chordata; Amphibia; Anura; Bufonidae
Product: olfactory receptor 1361-like
Exons: 1
Coding region: 1-930 (309 amino acids)
Biological process (GO): G protein-coupled receptor signaling pathway
Cellular component (GO): membrane
Molecular function (GO): G protein-coupled receptor activity; olfactory receptor activity
Source: RefSeq, a predicted model, not a curated record